Messenger RNA from Mycena indigotica, 504 nucleotides. RefSeq lists its product as uncharacterized. Bases 1 to 504 code for a protein of 167 amino acids. Lineage: Eukaryota; Fungi; Basidiomycota; Agaricomycetes; Agaricales; Mycenaceae. The record is from RefSeq and is a predicted model, not a curated record. The transcript is spliced from 2 exons.
AUGUGCUUACUUAUCUCGGAAUGGACGAUAACGCUGGUCAGAAACUCGAAACACCGACCGCCAUUUGACUCCAACAACGACCACCCAGCGCUGUUCCAACACGACCCCAGAACCAACCACGGCCAACAACUACUCAGGAGCACCAUCGACGGCCACAACGAUAACAUCGACUUUCUGCCACCACCCUUACAAGCGGCCCGACUUGAGGCGGCGUUGUCGCUGGCCCAGGGCGACAAUCGUUCCCAAAACUCGGCCCGCAGUGGGGACCAAAAUACCCGAUUUCUCCUGGCAACGGCUGCUAACAUAGCUCCCGGCAAGGACCAAUUCCAAAGACGAUGCGAAGUAGGCUUGAAGUGGAUCGACCUUUCUACCGCCUUUACUGUCAAAGGAGCUCGGCCCGGAAGCAACUCCCACCGCCAAUCGACUCCAACAACGACCACAGUGUGGGUGGGGACAACGCCGAGCUACGCGCCGUUGUCAGUGACGAACAACUCCAAAGCGUAA